AAGCAGAACCAAACAACUGUCCGUUGCAGAGGCCUGAGACCCAUGAUUUGCCCAUGGCAAAAAGGUAACGCUCGCUACCAGCAGAGGCCUCUCAGCCUGAGGGAAAAAGUAGGGUCCAAGGGUAAUUAUAGGCAUUCAAAGAGUCCCAGACUCCUCUCCCCCACACUCACAGAUCUCUGCCAAAUUAAAACAAUCCAAAUUCACUAAAAGCUCAUUCCUUUGCCUCUUCCACAAUCUGGGAUUGUCAUUCAGUGAGUAAACCAGACCAAGCUUCCUCACUAUACACUCCUCUUCGCACCAUUACCAACAUAGUCUCUGUUCUAUCUCUAUCGCUGAUUUUUUAGGGACAUGGUGGGUGACACAGCUCGCUGUAGGUCUAUAUAGUGCCCCCUAGAUUUGUGUCUUUGUACCUUCUACUCUGUCAACUUCUGCGUUCAAUCUGAGCCAUGAGGAAGCAUGGAUGGCAGCUGCCUUACCAUCCUCUGCAGGUGGUGGCGAUUGCUGUGUUUUUGGCCUUGGGAUUCGCAUUUUAUGUGUUCUUCGCUCCUUUUGUUGGAAAAAAGAUGUAUCAGUACAUUGUUAUGGGCCUCUACACGCCCCUGAUUACUUGCGCCUUUGGACUGUACAUUUGGUGUGCAGCUGCUGAUCCAGCAGAUCCAGGAGUUUUUAAGUCCAAAAAGUAUCUAAAUAUUCCAGAAAGUGGAAAGCUUGCGGGAUUAAAUGGUUCUAAGUUGGGUGGGGGAUCAACUUCGUCAAUGCAUGAUGCAAAUGCUUCAAUAGUUGGAGCCAAGUCUCUGGAUAAGGAAGAGCAAGGUACAGAAUUAAGUUUGAAAGAUGCUGCUAUUUCAACAGUGAAGGGUGCAUCAGCGUCACCUUCAUCCUCUUUCCUGUGUCCUUUUGCUUUAAUCUGCUGCUGUUCUAAACCAAAUGAUGAAUCAACUGACCAACAAAAUAGUGAAGAUGGCAUGUUCUAUUGCAGUUUGUGUGAAGUUGAGGUCUUCAAAUACAGCAAGCACUGUAGAGUCUGUGACAAGUGUGUUGACCGCUUUGAUCACCAUUGCAGAUGGCUUAACAAUUGCGUAGGGAAAAGGAACUACCGACAAUUUUUUACCCUCAUGAUUUCUGCUCUCCUCUUGCUUAUUCUUCAAUGGUCUACUGGGAUGUUUGUGCUUAUCUGCUGUUUUCUAGAGAGAGAGAAAUUUUCAGUGGAUAUCUCUGCCAAGUUGGGAAGCAGUUUCUCUCUGGUGCCUUUCGUUAUUGUGUUGGUUGUUUGCUCAAUUUUGGCUGUCAUUGCUACCUUGCCCCUUGCUCAACUUUUCUUCUUUCAUAUCCUUCUCAUUAGAAAGGGAAUCAGCACUUAUGAUUACGUCAUAGCUCUAAGGGAGCAGGAGCAAGACCUGCAGGGAGUUGGAGGUCAGCAGAGCCCCCAAAUGUCUACUGUCAGCUCACUUACAGGAUUAAGCAGUGCAAGUUCAUUCACUACUUUCCACCGUGGUGCAUGGUGCACGCCCCCACGCAUGUUCCUUGAAGAUCAGUUUGAUGUGGUGCCCCCCGAAACAGGUUCUGUAAGUUCACUAGGAAGGAAGACAUUGAGAGAUGAACCAGUCAAGAAAAAGAAUCCCAGAACUGUGAAAAUCAGUCCAUGGACAUUGGCACGGUUGAAUGCCGAAGAUGUCUCCAAGGCUGCUGCAGAGGCAAGAAAAAAGUCCAAGAUCCUGCAGCCUGUAAUGCAACAGGAAAAAUCUUUCAGGCUAGAACAUGCCAGCAACUUUGGAAGCAGUGGCCGGCGAUUGGUCCCCAGGGUUGACAGUAACAGAAGGAGCAGCAAGCGGGUUCGCCUUCCUGCUGACCUACCUAUGGAGCCUCUGACAAACGAUUCUGCCAUUGAUAUGGAUAAAACUGGUGGAACAUCUAAUUUAGCCCCUCUUCAGCUGGAAGCUCGAAGUGCAUUCCAAGCUAGUAGAGUAAUGUCAAGCUCAGCUGGGAUCAUUACUACUUCGUCUCCUGAAAGCAGUUUAGAUUCCCCCGAUAUCCACCCUUUUCGAGUAUCUUCAUCGGCGGCUGAAGAAGCGAGGCAGCUAGCAGCAGGUCUUUCUGCUGCUGGCACCACGACUCUGAAGGAAAUCCCUCUGUCAAGGUCAACUAGUGACGGGUAUGAAGCUUCUGGCGGGGAAGACAGUGACAGGGUUCCUGCCAGGAUUGUUCAAAGAUCUACGAAUUGGACUAAUCUUCUUUUCAAUCCUGAUCAUGAUGAGAGGUACUCAAAUCUAAAAUCUUCUUCCAGCCUGGUUCAUGGUAGAAAGUUGUGACCAAGUUGAGAGCUUUGCUUCUGACUAUACUGUUGGGAAUUUUUCAUUCUUUGAUUUGUGAGCCAGAGGUACUUUCAGCAUUCGGAAGCUAAAGCUGACCCCAAAAAAUGUGCAGUACGGUUUUGUGAAAGUCAUGCGGUAACUGGUGUACAAAGUCUUAGGUCACGGGAACUGAUGAAGCUAAGCUUCUUGAUAUAUUGCCUCCUUGCGCUAGCUGGCCGUUGUAUUUCAAAAAAUUUCAACAAGCAAUAUCCUGAUUCCUGA
Prosopis cineraria is the source of this 2573-nucleotide messenger RNA. Its product is annotated as probable protein S-acyltransferase 22. Gene Ontology annotation, cellular component: endoplasmic reticulum; Golgi apparatus. Gene Ontology annotation, molecular function: protein-cysteine S-palmitoyltransferase activity. Lineage: Eukaryota; Viridiplantae; Streptophyta; Magnoliopsida; Fabales; Fabaceae. The record is from RefSeq and is a predicted model, not a curated record. Gene Ontology annotation, biological process: protein targeting to membrane; peptidyl-L-cysteine S-palmitoylation.